Messenger RNA from Henningerozyma blattae CBS 6284, 1278 nucleotides. It is a transcript of the gene PRO1, whose product is annotated as glutamate 5-kinase. Gene Ontology annotation, cellular component: cytosol; cytoplasm. The transcript has a single exon. NCBI's taxonomy places the organism in Eukaryota, Fungi, Ascomycota, Saccharomycetes, Saccharomycetales, Saccharomycetaceae. The record is from RefSeq and is a predicted model, not a curated record. The coding region runs from base 1 to 1278 and encodes 425 amino acids. Gene Ontology annotation, molecular function: ATP binding; RNA binding; glutamate 5-kinase activity.
AUGGACACAGAUAAAUCAUAUACCAUUGUAUUAAAACUUGGCUCUUCAUCAUUAGUAGCUUCAGAUUCUCGAGAGCCAAGAUUGGCUUUGAUGUCUAAAGUUGUUGAGACAGUUGUAGCAUUAAGAAGACAAGGACAUAAAGUGGUAAUUGUCUCUAGUGGUGGUAUUGCUGUUGGAUUAAGAACUUUAGAGAUGGAUAAAACCCAAACACUUAUCAGAGAUUCAAGCUGUAUCAGCAGUAGUCAAGGUAGAUUAAUUGCUAGAUGGGAUCGAUUAUUUUCAUUUUUCGAUCAAAGAAUUGCACAAAUCUUAUUAACAAGAAAUGAUAUUGUUGAUUGGUCUCAAUAUAAGAAUGCUCAAGGAACAAUACAUGAACUUUUAAAAAUGGGGGUUGUCCCAAUUAUUAAUGAAAAUGAUACUUUAUCAGCAAGAGAUAUUAGAUUUGGUGAUAAUGAUACGUUAUCUGCUAUUGCAGCAUCGUUAGUUAAUGCGGAUUAUUUAUUUUUAAUGACAGAUGUGGAUUGUUUGUAUACGGAUGAUCCAAGAUCAAAUCCAGAUGCCAAACCAAUUUUAAUUGUUCCAGAUUUAUCACAAGGGUUACCUGGUGUGGAGACUUCAGGUGGGUCUGGUUCAGAUGUGGGGACUGGUGGUAUGAGAACCAAAUUGGUUGCUGCCGAAUUGGCAACAACAGCUGGUGUUCAUACGAUUGUUAUGAAAAGUGAUGUUCCAGAGAAUGUUUACAAGAUUGUUGAAUAUAUGCAAUCUACUGAUUUAGAUGGACAACGUCAAAAAUAUGAUGGAGAUAUAAUGGAAGUCCAAGAUGCAGAAUUGAAAAGAUUACAAGAAUUGGAUGUUCCACUUCAUACGAAAUUUGUGGCUAAUGAUGUGAAACAUUUGUUGAAAGAUCGAGAUUUCUGGAUCUUACAUGGGUUGGUUGCUAAUGGAUCUGUGGUGAUUGAUGAAGGUGCAUAUAAGGCCUUAACAAGGAAAAACAAAGCUGGGUUAUUACCAGUGGGGAUCAUUGCCAUUGAAGGAUCAUUCCAUGAAUUUGAAUGUGUUGAUUUGAAAUAUGGUAAGAGAUUAAAGAAUGGAGAAGUGGAUCCAAAUUUCCCAUUGAUUACGUUUGGGAGAGCCAGAUGUAAUUAUUCAAGUACUGAAUUGGAAAAGAUUAAAGGUUUACAAAGUGAUCAAAUCGAUUCUAUAUUGGGAUAUUUAGAUAGUGAAUAUGUUGCUGAAAGACAAAACAUUGCGUUCCCACCAACUGAGUUUGAAGUGUAG